CAGUUCUGUGGUGUCCCUCAGGGCGAGGUGAUGAACCUGCUGAUGUUCCUGUCCACGUGGGAUGGGAAGGUGCCCCAGCCGGCCAUCCUGAAGCCGCGGCCGCUCUGGACGGGGAAGCAGAUCUUCUCCCUCAUCAUCCCCGGCCACAUCAACUGCAUCCGCACCCACAGCACCCACCCCGACGACGAGGACAGCGGCCCCUACAAGCACAUCUCCCCCGGGGACACCAAGGUGAUCGUGGAGAACGGGGAGCUGAUCAUGGGCAUCCUGUGCAAGAAGUCCCUGGGGACAUCGGCCGGGUCCCUGGUGCACAUCUCCUACCUGGAGAUGGGCCACGACACCACGCGGCUCUUCUACAGCAACAUCCAGACCGUCAUCAACAACUGGCUGCUCAUCGAGGGUCACACCAUCGGCAUCGGGGACUCCAUCGCCGACGCCAAGACCUACCAGGACAUCCAGAACACCAUCAAGAAGGCCAAGCAGGAUGUGAUCGAGGUGAUCGAGAAGGCCCACAACAACGAGCUGGAGCCCACCCCAGGCAACACCUUGCGCCAGACCUUCGAGAACCAGGUGAACCGGAUCCUCAACGACGCCCGCGACAAGACGGGGUCUUCUGCUCAGAAAUCCCUGUCCGAGUACAACAACUUCAAAUCCAUGGUGGUCUCGGGGGCCAAGGGCUCCAAGAUCAACAUCUCCCAGGUGUACAUGCACCUGCCGCAGACGGACAACAAGAAGAAGAUCAUCAUCACCGAGGACGGGGAGUUCAAGGCGCUCCAGGAGUGGAUCCUGGAGACCGACGGCGUCAGCCUCAUGCGGGUGCUGAGCGAGAAGGACGUGGACCCCGUGAGGACAACCUCCAACGACAUCGUGGAGAUCUUCACCGGCUCCACCUACAGCCCCACGUCCCCCGGCUACAGCCCCACGUCGCCGACCUACAGCCUCACCAGCCCGGCCAUCAGCCCCGACGACAGCGACGACGACAACUGA
Messenger RNA from Cyanistes caeruleus (blue tit), 987 nucleotides. Lineage: Eukaryota; Metazoa; Chordata; Aves; Passeriformes; Paridae. The record is from RefSeq and is a predicted model, not a curated record.